ACCAGCUUCCUCGCCUGGGCGCCUGCCCAAGCUCGGUCUGUCACAGGUUGCCCGGCAGCCCCGAUCCGCGGCCCGCAGCCGAGCGACACCAAGCGCCCGCCAACAGGCCGCCCCGGGCCAUCUCGCCUCGACGCAGCGGCACGCAAGGCUCCUGCGCGAGCUCGGCAGCCAGGACCAUGGUCGGCCCGCCGCGCGGAACGAACGCGCCAGAUUACGGCAGCGUCGGGGCGGCGACCCCCACCGACGAGGAGCUUUUGCCGCUGCCCGCGAAGCUGCGGCGACGAACGACGCGCGCGGCGGCCGCGGCCGCGGCCUGCCUCGCCGUCGCGGGCACGGUCGCGAUCGCGCGGCAGACGCGCCCCACCAAAAACGACGCGUCGCUCUUUGCGAGGCCCGGCCCGCGCGGCAAGACGGAACGCGCGCCGCCCGACGGCGUCGUCAAGCACACGUACGCGACGAGCGACGUCGACGCCGCCAUCAAGGCGUUCGGGUCUCUGCCCGUCGCGCUGGCGCCCUGGGGCGGCGACGCCGGAUGCUCCGUCGCGGUGCCCGGGGACGUCCUGAAAAAACUCGGCGGGGCGCCCGUCGACUGCGUCGCGUACGCGCUCGCUGCGCACAGUUUUCCGGAGACGUACGAGCUGGCGCCGUGCGAGUGCGAGUGCGGGGCCGUUGGCAGGGUCCAACUGCUGACGGCAGACGACCUGGCCGGCGUCGGCUCUUUCGCCGAGGGCUUCGGCCUGCACCACGUCGACGCGAGGGAUAGGAGCGCGGGCGAUGGCAAGAGUGUCGCCGAGGUCGAGGCCGCCUUCCGCAAGGCCUAUGGCGGUUUUCAGAAGUGGGACCCGCUCAUGGACAUGAACGUGAAGCUGUACUCGAGCGACCUGAGGGAAUACAUGAGCACCUACUUCAAGAACGAACAGCCCUACUUCCUGUGGCUCUGGACCGACGCGUUCGGUCGAAGUUUCGCUUCGGUCGCCUUCGCGCAGGGCACCACGGCCGGCGCGGUCGUCGAGGUCUUCUCGGACGCGUUCGACGAGGCGGCACUCAGAGCGGGCGCCGCCGGCGUCGCGGCCGCGGCAUAUCCGCGCUACGCCUUUCGCGACGGAACCACGGCGCCCGCUGCCCACUUUGGUGCCUCGUCGGGCGGUGUGCUCUACGCGGCGGCGGUGUCGCACUUUGUGUCCGACCUGGCCGCCGCGUCGUCGUUUUACCAAGACGUGCUGGUUGCAGAGGAGAUCGCCUCGUACAGGGGCCCUAAAUCGCGCAUGGCGGCCUUUGGCUUCGGCCCGCACGGCGUCGACGACACGGUCCAGGUGCUGCUCGUGGAGAGCCACGCGGAGGGCGGACCCUUCUCCGUCCGCGACUUCGAGACGACGCUCAACGAGGCCCACGCGGCGACGCUGCGCAGCGCCUACGACGGCGAGAACCAGUGGUUGGAUUUCCACUACGCUAUCUCGGGCACGCGCCUCGCCAUGGCCGAGCUCCUCGACCGCGCGACGAAGCGCGGCGCGACCGUGCACUUUGCGGCCGAGGCCAUCGCCGCGACCAACGGAAACGGCGACGACGAGGCAAACCUCUACGUCGUCACGCCCAACGGCGUCUCCGUCCAGAUCGUCGCGCCCGACGGCACCGGCUGGGUCCCCGACGGUAUCGUCCAGAACGUCGCCGGCGACCUCUGCGCGGCCGGCUAGGCGCGGAUGGACGCUUCCUGUCU
Molecule: messenger RNA, 1714 nt
Organism: Pelagomonas calceolata
Lineage: Eukaryota; Pelagophyceae; Pelagomonadales; Pelagomonadaceae
Source: the annotation of a GenBank genome assembly